ACGAACAGCAGUGUGACGACGAGGGCGCCGAAAGCCUUGAGCUUCCAAGCUCGUUGGCAGGCAAGUGGGAAGAGGUUUUCUCCAGCCCGGAGGAAGAGGUCAAGCCAAGCAGCAAGAGCCGUAGCGGAUCGCCCCCGCAGCAGAGAAGCGCAACGGGCAACGGGCUGAGGCGCUCCGCUCGCCGCGGGAGAGACUCGGCCAAGAAGGACGCUCCCGAGGACGUGGGUGCCGAAGAAGGGCCGUACAUCUGCUGUGAGUGCGGGGAGAGCUUCCUGGACAAGCAGCUCUUUGCCAGCCAUCAGAAAGCGCAUGCCAGCGAGGAAGCCUGCACUUCCCUGGAGCACGGAGAAAGCUUCAGGCAGAAAUCCAAAGGGACCCCUACGAAAAGCCAAGGGCCUUCCCGCUCCAAACCGUCCAAGCGUCCCGAUGGGGAGAAGAGCCCCGGGUUCAAGUACGGCUUUGUCCGGCACCAGGUGAACAACAUGGUGGAGAGACCCUACACCUGCUCCCAGUGCAAGGAGAGCUUCAGCCUGGAGGUGAGCCUUAUCCUGCACCAGAAGCUCCAUACGGGAAAGGGCGACGGGCCGCUGACGUGCACCUACUGCGGGAAGGACUUCCGAGACCUCUCCAAAGCCAUCCGCCACCAGCGUAUCCACACCGGAGAACGGCCGUACCAGUGCACCGAGUGCGGGAAGAGCUUCAUCCGGCGGGAUCACCUCCUCAAGCACUGGCGGGUUCACACCGGAGAGACCCCCUACCAGUGUCCCGUCUGCGGGAAGCACUUCCGUUACAAAGAGUCGCUGAAUUGUCACCAGAAAAUCCACUCCCGCAACCCCCGGCCCAUGGAGGAUUCGCAGCACAACCUGGAGUCGGCAACCCAAACCGGCCAUUUCUGCGUGAAAAAAGAAACUAAGCAGUAG
This is a messenger RNA of Eurypyga helias (sunbittern), 920 nucleotides long. Its product is annotated as zinc finger protein 551-like. NCBI's taxonomy places the organism in Eukaryota, Metazoa, Chordata, Aves, Eurypygiformes, Eurypygidae. The annotation marks the transcript as partial. The record is from RefSeq and is a predicted model, not a curated record. The transcript has a single exon. Gene Ontology annotation, molecular function: DNA-binding transcription factor activity, RNA polymerase II-specific; RNA polymerase II cis-regulatory region sequence-specific DNA binding. Gene Ontology annotation, biological process: regulation of transcription by RNA polymerase II.